Messenger RNA from Paecilomyces variotii, 1203 nucleotides. RefSeq lists its product as hypothetical. Lineage: Eukaryota; Fungi; Ascomycota; Eurotiomycetes; Eurotiales; Thermoascaceae. Bases 1 to 1203 code for a protein of 400 amino acids. The transcript is spliced from 3 exons. The record is from RefSeq and is a predicted model, not a curated record. Gene Ontology annotation, biological process: endoplasmic reticulum tubular network organization. Gene Ontology annotation, cellular component: endoplasmic reticulum tubular network.
AUGGUGUCCUUCUGGCCCUGGAAGGGCGAGGAUAACUCCCCAGCGUCUUUCGAGAAGGCUCUGUCGACAUUAUCUACAAAGAUUACAGAGACCACCGUCCGGUUAGAUCUCUACCGGCAGCGGUCCCGUCGGUUCAAGGCCCUCUGGACUCUCUACACAAUAUUUGCCUACCUCCUCUACUCGAUCAUCCUCGCUCUAGUUCUAGGAUACCAGAAUUGGGGCCCAAUUGAAUAUGGAGCCGUUGCAGGUGGCCCAAUCGCUAUCUACGCAGUUAGAGCGGUCGCGGGCAAGCUCUUCGAAUACCAGAUCUCGAAGGCACAGCGUCACCUGGACAGCCUUAACGCCCAGCGAGAAGCGACAAUCGAGAAGCUUAAGGUCGCGACGAAAUAUAACUCCACCCAGCAGCUCCUGGAGAAGUAUGGCGGCGAGUCACCUAAGCCUACUCCCCCUCAAGGCGGAGAGCACCUGAAACAGAGAGAGCCGGGUAAUAAACAGGAAGCGCCGAGACAAGGUGGUAGAACGGGGUUGCCUCCACCCCCGACGGCGAAUAUAAGACGGCCUCAAGAGAGGCAGCAACUGCCUGCAAUUCCCGUUAGUCCUCCACAGGACGCCGGUCCCAGUCCGCUGCCGCCAUCCUUCGCAGAAAUGCAGGAUUUCCCAAGACCUCCGCCAUCCGUAGAUGAGCCAGGCUUUGCUCCCAACGCUUUUCCAGCCUCUGCGCAGUACCACGAGAAUCCACGGUGGUAUGACCGACUCAUGGAUGUCCUUCUUGGAGAAGACGAAACACUCCCGAAGAACAGAUUGGCGUUGAUAUGCAGCAACUGCAGACUGGUCAAUGGCCAGGCGCCUCCGGGCGUAAAAAGUCUCGAGGAAGUAGGGAAAUGGAGAUGUGGAGGCUGUGGUGCCUGGAAUGGGGAGGAGAGUGAGGCGGAAAAGAUGCUUGCGGAUAUGAGGAGACAACCUCAGACCGCGGACGGAGCAUGGGAGCGUGUGUCAAAAGGCGAAGAGGACCUCUCAUCGAAUGGAGACGUGACAGAUGAAGGAGUUAUUGUUGCAGCUAGUGAAGGCUCGAGGCUCUCCGACGUAGAGCAAGAAGACGCUGGGGAGGAUGACGAACAGCCUUCAGAGGAAGAGCAGAAGCAGACAACCAGGUCUAAGCGUGGACGUCCGAAGGGGAGUAAGGGGAGUAGACGGAGUGCAUGA